UAUAUUACGAGUCCCUCAUAAAAUGUUUUAAUUGAUAGUUGGUUUCAUAAUGUAAAACGAUGUUUUUAAAGGGAUUGGUGGAAAAAGGAAACGCAGUGAACAUAAAUGUCCUUAGUCACUGCACAUUUUGGGAGCGCAUUUGGAGAAAGGAGGAGGAGAUGCGGUUAGGGAGUAGGCUAAUCCAACCACCGGGUAAAAAAGGGCAGUUUUAGAUGGCUCAUAUUCCGCUGUUACUGUAUUGCACCGUGACACCAGCUUUGAGCAGCGACGGAGCACCAAACCAGGCGCACCCACAGCAUCUGUACCAACAUUGCUUCAGGGGCACUUCUUCUUUCUGCAAGACUGGAUGGAAGAAAGCGCACGGCCAGUGGGAAAAUACUCUCAGCCGCACACAUUUACAGGGAAUCGAUUAUGUGAUGACCGUGAGAUUCCACAAGUAAAAUGCGCAACUCUUCGGAUUGUCCUAUUUUUUUUCUUACUUUCUUUUUUUUCUGCCCAGUUGUGUUUCCUUAUUCAUUGUGCGCCCUAUGAAGAGCAUUAACUAUCCCACCCUCCAAUCCUAUUGAAAAGGCUCCGAAAAAAACAGAGGGAGAUGAGAGCAGCAAAUCCCUUUUUUAUUCCCCUCGUAGCGCUCAAUAAGAGAAGAAUGUGUUGCCUAUCAGUCACCGAGGGGAUCAAGUCUUCGGGACUGUCCCACGCGUUCAAUGCGCCGUGCAGAGCAUCACUGAGAGAGACAGAGUGAAGAGGACUGCAGCAGCAGCAGCAUCCUGCCUGGACACUUCACAUCAUUUAGCAACCUGUCUCCACUCAAGAUCCAUUUAAGUCAAUUAGGGCGGUCUGCUUCUCUCACCAUCAAAGUCCUCUUACCGGACUGCGGCGUGACGCGAUGAGGAGUCUGGCGCUGCUGUUAGGGGUGAAAGCCGCCUGCAUCUUGCUGGUGUCUUCGCUCUCAGGCACAGGGGCCGUCAACAACAGCGGCCGGUGGUGGGGAAUUGUCAAUGUGGCCUCCUCAUCCAACCUCCUCACCAAUUCCAAAAAUGUGCAGUUGGUCCUGGACCCAAGCCUGGCCCUACUGAGUCGUCGCCAGCGCCGGCUGAUUCGGCAGAAUCCUGGCAUCUUGCACGCCAUUGCCGCUGGACUGCACACUGCCAUAAAGGAGUGCAAGUGGCAGUUCCGCAACCGCCGCUGGAACUGCCCGACCACCCACAGCCCAGCCGUUUUUGGGAAAAUUGUCAAUCGUGGUUGCCGAGAGACAGCAUUUGUAUUUGCCAUUACCAGCGCAGGGGUGACCCACGCUGUGGCUCGCUCCUGUUCAGAAGGGGCCAUUGAGUCGUGCACAUGCGAUUACCGCCGCAGAGGUCCUGGAGGGCCAGACUGGCACUGGGGGGGCUGCAGUGACAAUGUAGACUUUGGCCGGAUGUUCAGCCGUGAGUUUGUGGACUCCAGCGAGAGGGGCAGAGAUCUGCGCUACCUCACCAACCUACACAACAAUGAGGCUGGCAGAAUGACUGUGUCAUCAGAGAUGCGUCAAGAGUGUAAGUGCCAUGGCAUGUCAGGCUCCUGCACCGUGCGCACCUGUUGGAUGCGCCUGCCCAGCUUCCGCACAGUGGGAGACUUCCUCAAGGACCGUUUUGAUGGUGCAUCCAGAGUUGUUUAUGCCAACAAGGGAAGCAACCGUGCCUCUCACAGAGCAGACCCCCGACAUCUGGAGCCUGAAAACCCGGGUCACAAACCCCCAUCUGCCAUGGACCUGGUCUAUUUUGAGAAAUCACCAAACUUCUGCUCUUACAAUGGCAAAACAGGCACUUUGGGAACUUCUGGCAGAACAUGCAACAGCUCUUCCCCGGGCCUGGACGGAUGUGAGCUGCUCUGCUGUGGACGUGGGUUUAAGACCUGGACUGAGAGCGUGACUGAACGUUGCCACUGCACCUUCCACUGGUGCUGUCAUGUCAGCUGCUUGAACUGCACCAGUACACGAACAUUACACCAGUGUCUAUGAUCACAGGUGGAUACCAAGUGAAUAUUUAGGCAUAUAUGAAAGACAAAUAACUUCUUAGCAGAACAGGUAGUUGGCUCAGAAAGCCCAUAGCACACAGGUGGUUUGAGAUAUUAGGUAGAAGCUAGAAAAGCUUCAAGUGAUACAGGGAACUCUCUGGCACAAAGAGAAAAAUCAGUCAGUGUUUUUGAAAAUAGAAAAUGGAGAAAAGCACAAAUAUAUGAACAGGGUAUAGAGGGAGUAUACUGUAUGUGCUUGCUUCUUGCUGUAUUGCUCAAAAGUAAUACAAUGGGUAUUUAAACACUACAACCAUCCACGUAGAAUGAAAUCAUUCUACAUUGAUGUUCACUGUGGAUAAAUAGAAUUAGAAGAGACGAAAAUGAUGUGAGGGAGAAUCGAUUGCUGUAAACAGGUAAUACUAGAGCCUUCCUCUCCCCCACUGAGGGCAAAGACUGGACACAAUGUUUCACAGAUGUUUCUGUGGCCAGAGAGCCACAAACAUGUGCUCCCAUAAACUGGUGAAGACCUCAAACAAGAAGGAGUUAUUUAAAAAAAAAACUAUGUUUUGUUUUCUUUUGCUGAAGUUUGGCUUCUCUCACAUGAAACUGUGUUAAGUUUAUCUCCAGGGAUGGGCAGUCUGUUCCCAACUUGUGUACUUAGGCCCUGGAUGCAGCCCAACCACUUAUAAUUUCCUCACCACAUUUGCCCUUCUUAUUUAGAUUUCUCUGGAGUUGAAUACACCUCAACCCUGAUUUGCCACUCUGACUUACCACAGGAUGGUCCUGAUGUUACAUGACUGGGGCCGGUGGCUGCCAAGGAAAAUGGAAACUGAGUGAACAAAUCUUAUUGAGGCAAUGUAAUUUGAAUGUAUUAUCAAUACACUGAAUAUCAUAGCAUGAAUUAAUGUAGUUUGGCAAAUCUGAUGGGGUCAGUUAAAACCUGCAGAAUCCCACCAUGCUCUCAAAAUGAAAACUAAUGCUAUUCGGAGACAUACAUUGAGGAAACAAAAAGACACAAAGUUCCUGUUAAUACAUGAGUGUAGCAUCAAACUUGGUCCAGGUUUAAAGUAGGCUUCUGUGUAUUAUUUCAUGCUCGGCUGGAAAAAGCAGAUAAUCAUUUUAUUUUAAAGAAAACAGCCUCUGCAGAAGAGAUCAUUCUGUGCAUCAGCUAUGAGAACCAAAAUGCUGUAAAUACUAAAAUGUAUGAAUAUAUUUAUAAUGACGUCAUUUGUGAGUUUGCUGAAUGAUCUAUGCACCUGUCAGUGGCUGGAGAAUAUGCCAUCAUUAGUGUAAAGUCAGGAGAUGUUUUGGUCUUAUUCUUAUUCUGGUCUUUUUUUUUGUGUAAUGUAGCUGACACAAAACCAACUCUUACUAGAAACAGAACAUUAUCAUGUAUUUGAUUGUUUCCUGUAAAAACACUUGUGUUCAUGCACUGAAUAUUUACCUUUUUGUAUUAGUGUAAAUACAAAAUAUUUAUUUCUGAGGAUUUUUAUACUGUUAUAGAGAAAUGUAAGAAAAGACUUUUUUGUAGAUUUUAAUCAACAGAUUUAGGCUCCAGUUGGUUUUGUAUUGUAUGAUAGAACAAUAAAGUCUAUAUUUU
Etheostoma spectabile (orangethroat darter) is the source of this 3595-nucleotide messenger RNA. RefSeq names its product wingless-type MMTV integration site family, member 1 (gene wnt1). NCBI's taxonomy places the organism in Eukaryota, Metazoa, Chordata, Actinopteri, Perciformes, Percidae. Gene Ontology annotation, biological process: cell fate commitment; multicellular organism development; neuron differentiation. Gene Ontology annotation, cellular component: extracellular region. The transcript is spliced from 5 exons. The coding region runs from base 887 to 1999 and encodes 370 amino acids. Gene Ontology annotation, molecular function: frizzled binding; cytokine activity. The record is from RefSeq and is a predicted model, not a curated record.